Molecule: messenger RNA, 1188 nt
Organism: Closterium sp. Naga37s-1
Lineage: Eukaryota; Viridiplantae; Streptophyta; Zygnematophyceae; Desmidiales; Closteriaceae
Source: the annotation of a GenBank genome assembly
AUGGCGUCUCCGAGCGAUGCGGCUUCUAAGGAGGAUGAAUUCUUCGCUCAAAGGCGAACCGUGCUCGCAGUCCUCGAUUUCCUCCGCACAGCCCCACUCCCUCCCUCAGUUGACUCGGACGCCCUAGAGGUUGCCGCAGACUGCCUUUCCGAAGCUUUUGGGGUCAACCCGCAAAACCCUGACGACCUGGAAAAAUAUUCAGUUCUGCCCGGAACACUGUUGCAGCUCAUUCAGGACAGCACGCCGGGUUCCGCUACUGGUCAUGGUUCUUCUGCCGGUGCUGCCCGGCCAGGCGGGCAGCUAGUGGAAAACUCUCAGGCUGCUGCCUCGCUGCCCGAACCUAUGGAUGAAGAAAACAAGCGUGACGCCGAGCCUCGAGAGGCAGACUUGGGAGACAGGGUUGGGGGAGGUUCGGUUGCUGCAGGAACAGAAAACGCUAGGAUAGGCAACGGGGCCAGCGGAGGCAGAGAGGGGGGGAAGGAAGUAGAGAUGAAAGACGCAGUUGAGGGGGCUGCUGAGCAAACGGGGGAACAAGCGAAAGAAAGAGCAUGGGAAACAGCUCGUGGGGAAGCUGGGGCAGGUGUGAGUGGGCCGAACCGGCAAGGGGAGGAGGGUCAGGUGGAGGCCCAGGGUGCUCUGGAUCUGGAGAAGAAGCUUCAGGAGUUUCUGCAGGGGCUGGAGAGUGCGGGGUACUAUGCAGGGACGGUGGUGGGGAGUGAGGAGUAUGUGACGAGGCAGCAGCAGGCACGAGCUAUCUUUCACCAGUGUGGUGGUGUGGUGUGGGUGGGCAAUGCGGCCAUGGCAGCCCAUAACUACGAAGAGGCAUUGUCUCUCUACUCCAAAGCAAUCGCCCUCUGUGGUGGCACCAACGCCAUUUACUAUGCCAACAGGGCAGCAGCGCAGCACCAGCUGGGAAACUACAUGGAAGCUGCGGCGGACAGCAGGAGGGCGGUAGCAGUAGACCCGAGGUACAGCAAGGCGUACAGCCGGCUGGGGCAUGCGUGCAUGGCGCUGGGUCGGCACCACGAGGCGAUUGAAGAGGGCUUUAAGAAAGCACUGGAGCUAGAUCCUUCCAAUGCAGCUCACAAGGAGAACCUCAAGGCCAAGAUUCGCCCCUUGCAGUUUACGCUCUCAUUCAUCAACCCAUUGCUCUCAUUCAUCAACCCAUUGCUCUCUACCACCGUGUAA